UCAGUGGUUAGCACAUAGUGUUGUUACGAAGAUUAUUACUGAAAUAGUGAAAUCUGAAAGUUAAAAUUAGUAAAAUAUGCUCCAUUUACUAAAAACACCGCUAUGGAAGUGCUCAGCAGCUAAUUCGUUCUCCAAAAGCAGACAAAUACACAUCAGCUACUUGCGCAAUUGCAGUAGCCAAAAGGAUGGCGAAAAAAAUCAUCCAGAAACAACUUCCGAACUGCCGGUUGAGAAAAGACUAGGAGGUUUCGCGAAAGCUUUCGAGAAACAUUCCGCGCCCGUCGUGGAAAGCAGUGAUAAUGAACCUCCGAAGACGUUUGCCUCCCUGCUGAGAAAUUCCAAAUUUAUCGAUUUGGGUGAUCCGGAAAAUAAGAUUGUUACGGGAAAAAUCUUUCAUGUCGUGGAAGACGAUUUGUAUAUCGAUUUUGGUUGGAAAUUUCACUGCGUCUGUGUUAGACCGCAGAAAAAUGCUGAAGAAUACGUUCGGGGAACACGAGUUCGGCUACGGAUUCGCGACCUAGAACUGUCAACACGGUUUCUUGGAUCAGAUAAAGAUCUCACACUGCUAGAAGCGGAUUGCCAGUUAUUAGGAAUAAUAAGUUCUCCAGUUAGAAAUGUGCAACCCCUGUUAGCAGAACAGUCGUAACGUAAGGGUAAGUCGCGUUCUACUAGAUAAUCACGAAAUAUGGUUGUACCUAUUAGUUUA
This is a messenger RNA of Sabethes cyaneus, 706 nucleotides long. RefSeq names its product 28S ribosomal protein S28, mitochondrial (gene mRpS28). Bases 77 to 646 code for a protein of 189 amino acids. Gene Ontology annotation, cellular component: mitochondrial small ribosomal subunit. The record is from RefSeq and is a predicted model, not a curated record. The transcript has 3 exons. NCBI's taxonomy places the organism in Eukaryota, Metazoa, Arthropoda, Insecta, Diptera, Culicidae.